Molecule: messenger RNA, 5962 nt
Organism: Heterocephalus glaber (naked mole-rat)
Lineage: Eukaryota; Metazoa; Chordata; Mammalia; Rodentia; Bathyergidae
Gene: Setd7
Product: SET domain containing 7, histone lysine methyltransferase
Biological process (GO): heterochromatin organization; regulation of DNA-templated transcription; peptidyl-lysine monomethylation
Cellular component (GO): nucleus; chromosome
Molecular function (GO): histone H3K4 monomethyltransferase activity; protein binding; chromatin binding
Source: RefSeq, a predicted model, not a curated record
CAGGGCUCAGCCCCAGCGCUCGCUCAGCCGCCGGGAGCGCCCGGAGCGACGGGAGGCAGCGCGCGGCCCCGAGCCGGCCGGGUCCCCAGCCGCCAUGGAUAGCGACGAGGAGAUAGUGGAGGAGGCUGUGGAAGGGCACCUGGACGAUGAUGGAUUACCCCACGGGUUCUGCACGGUCACCUACUCCUCCACAGACAGAUUCGAGGGCAGCUUCAUUCACGGAGAGAAGAACGGACGUGGGAAGUUCUUCUUCUUCGACGGCAGCACCCUGGAGGGGUACUAUGUGGACGAUGCUCUGCAGGGCCAGGGCAUCUACACCUACGAGGACGGCGGAAUCCUCCAGGGCAUCUACGUAGACGGGGAGCUGAAUGGGCCGGCUCAGGAGUACGACUCGGAUGGGAGGCUGAUCUUCAAGGGCCAGUACAAGGAUAACAUUCGGCAUGGAGUGUGCUGGAUCUAUUACCCAGAUGGCGGCAGCCUUGUGGGAGAAGUCAACGAAGAGGGCGAGAUGACGGGAGAGAAGAUAGCGUACGUGUACCCUGAUGGGAAAACUGCACUCUAUGGGAAAUUCAUUGACGGAGAGAUGACCGAAGGCAAACUGGCCACCCUGAUGGCCAUCGAGGAAGGGAGACCUCAGUUUGAAAUGGUGCCCGGAAGUCCCGUGUACCACUUUGAUAAGUCGACUUCAUCUUGCAUCUCUACCAGCGCCCUUCUGCCAGACCCUUAUGAAGCUGAGAGGGUGUAUGUUUCUGAGUCUCUCAUUCCCAAUGCUGGGGAAGGACUGUUUUCCAAGGUGGCCAUGGAACCUAACACUGUUGUGUCUUUUUACAAUGGAGUCCGAAUUACACACCAGGAGGUUGACAACAGGGAUUGGGCCCUGAAUGGGAACACCCUGUCCCUGGACGAGGACACAGUCAUUGAUGUGCCUGAGCCCUACAACCGCGUGUCCAAGUACUGUGCCUCCUUGGGACACAAGGCGAAUCACUGCUUCACUCCAAACUGCGUCUACGACAUGUUUGUCCACCCCCGUUUUGGGCCCAUCAAAAGCAUCCGCACCUUGCGAGCUGUGGAGGCCGACGAGGAGCUCACCGUUGCCUAUGGCUAUGAUCACAGCCCCCCAGGGAAGAAUGCGCCCGAAGCCCCCGAGUGGUACCUGCUGGAGCUGAAGGCCUUCCAGGCCGCCCAGCAGAAGUGAAAGGCCUGGCCGGGGCUCCACACAGCUGGAACGGAAACUCGGAUCUAUGCACUCCAUUCACCCGCUGACGGGGCAACCAGGGACUGCUCGUGCUGUGACGUCACUUCCUCUCACCUGCUCGCGUACUAACAGGUCUGACUGCGUUACUCAUACCGGAUGUACAAUUAGCUAGCCUUGCAAUCUCGGCCUGCCAGGAGGCGUUGUUGAGCCCUGGACACAGACAGCGUGAUGUUCUCUGGUGAUUUGCAUCUAAUCUGUACCGCAUUCAGAGAUGCCAAAUGACAGACUGAAAAAGGGAAAUGGGCUUUUCCGUCAUUUUUCAUCGGUGGUUUUUCCAUGAUGAUUUUCCUAUGGCCGUUGCAAACUGGGCUAUCACACUUGCAUAUGGGCCGUCUCGGGGCAGAGAACUACUACAUCUUUAUUCUCUAAGUAUAGUAUAAUUUGCCUUUUAACCUUUGAUCUGUAUCUUGCAAUAGAAUGGCUUUGUUUUUUCGUCAGUGAACACAAAUUCACUUUCGAGUCAUUUCGUCGAUCCUGUUCCCUACCUUAGGUAUCUUGUACAAGAGAAAACCUCCCCAUGGAUUCUCCAUCUGUGGCACUGUGAGGCCUCUCCGGUUCUUUCUAUCUCAUUAUUUCAUUAUUGUGUCCUAAGAUACAGUACUGGCUCCUAGGGCCGGCAUAUUAUUGUAGAACUAUUAUUCUCGCAUGUAAACAAAGGUACCUUUGCUUUCCUAUGUGAGAAGAAAUGAAUUUCCUUUGUCUGCAUUAAGUUAUGGAAGAGUUGUAAUAUAUACCUGAAGAAAGAAGAGAGGAAAAUUAGUAUUUCUCAGCAGUCACUGUGGCAAUUUUGCAGUAUCUUCAAUAGUGCUAGUAACUUCUUCCCCUUGGAUACACUUUAAAUGUACAUAACCUAGCGCGGUCCAGCUUGUUUGCCUGCAGUGCAUUGAAUUCACAAGUCAGAUAGCAAACUGAAUUCUAGUGCAGAAUGCAAAAAUUUCUGUUAAAUCAAUACCAUAAAGGCAAACAUACUGAUCACUAGGUACAAAUCAAACCUUAAUGCUGACACUCUUCAUCAUUGUAAUUUCAGAGUACUUACCUGCGCAGAGCAUUGUAAGCUAAACGUUCACACCUGCAUAGUUUAAGAGCAACAGCACAGGUAGCAUUUCAGCCAUUUUGCAAGCCAUGUAGAAUCACAGCUGCAGAAUAAGGAGAAAACCCCUGUUUUUAGUUUAGCAUACUAGGUCGUGACAUCACUGGGAUUGCUCUGAAUGAGUUCUGAGAUUUGGGGGUUUUCAUGAGCACCCUCACCACAGCCCAUGGUUUUUGUCUUCUCACCUCACCACUUGUGCAUGAGGGCCAGAAGCUCUGGGGGCAGCGUUUGCUCUGCGCUGCAGCUGUUGGCAGUGCCACGUGUCGCCUGUGUCAAUUUGCUCGUGAAAGCAAAAGCCUUCCCCGCGGCAGCAGAGCAGACGGUGGAGAGGGCCUGCUGGGAGCGGGAAAGAGAACAAGCCAGGCAGAGGGAAGCGUGCCAUUUCUCGGUUGCCCACUGCUCUUAAAAGGCUUUCUGAGGAAAGUGCUGGAUCGAUCCAGGGCUGCUCAAAGCUUCCAGACCAGAUUCAGUCCUCUGGGCCCUGACUGUGCCACCCUCGCCUGCUUCCAAGGCCAUCCUUCCAGGACUCCCUGACCGUGUGCUCUGGAGCUGGGUGGCGGUCAGAUCCCCGCCUGAAAGCUUAAGGGGAUCGUCUGCCCGGGAAAGGAAGUUGUCAGGGCUUCCGGACAGAUCUCCCACAAAAGGAACUCAAUAGAGUAUUGGGAUUAAAAGGCACCAGGAUAGGAUCGCUCCUAUUCUGUAGAAAGAGACCGCUCUGUAAACUGUGACAGAUAGGGGUUGUCUCCAGGUGUAGGUUCCAAUAGGUGCUGUCAGUGUGUCCCAAAGUGAAUGACCGUCAUCCCCCUCAGCUGAGCAGUGGCACCAGCUCAACAGCAUCACAACCACAACUGAGAUGUGGCAGAUUCCCAGUGGUGGGGAACAAACAGAUGACUUUAUGCUGUCCCCCAGAAGAGCCAGAGCCUGGGCUCCAGUGGACUCCUACAGAGCUGUCCCAGUCCGACCCCUGCAUGACUAGAUCUUUCCUUAGCAUCUUUUCUAUGAUGAAAUAUUAUCUUGUGUUAGAGUUAGGAAUAGGAACUAAAUGGCAAGAGCAUGUCCCCAGAUGGGCUUUCGUAGGGACUAACAGAACAACUGAAGGGACUGAAUUUCUGACAAAAAUGAAUGAAAAAUUAAAAGGCAAUAGGCGAUGAGGAGGACUUGGGUCUUGUAGUACCUAUUCUUAUUUUAACCUGCUUCAUCCCUGGGCUCCCUGAGCAACGAAAAAGGAAAUUCCUUUUUUAAGACCUUUUUGAACCCCUCCGGGGCCAGAGUUAAACUCUUUGUCCUCCGGAGUUCACCACACUUGAGUAACUAUUUCCUUAUCACCAAAAAACUAAAAAGCACCAACACGGCCAAAUGUAACCAUCUGGGACGUUGAAUUGUGACAAUUAAACUGCACUGGGCUGGGACAUAACCAGUGGCAGCACACUCACCUUGCAGGCAUCAGGCCCUAGGUUUGAACUCCAGCAGCACAAGUAAAAUAAAAUUGCAUUAAUUGUGAACAGUGAGUAAAGGGUUGUCUUAGUGAGACAGUAUGUGGCACAUUUAGUAACUGUCAUUUAAAAAAAAAUAAAACUUUAAACCACUCACUGCAAAAUGCAUUUAAAAUCUUUGAAGAAGAUAGAGUUCUCUACUUUUAUCAGUUGCCUCAAGUUUCUGUCUUGAGUAGUGAUUUAGAAUCCAGACAUCUUUUGUUUUAGAAAAACAAGCAAAACUAUGUUGCAAGACGGAUAGUUAUAAUGUUUAUUUGCCACAGAUCAAAGGUUCAUAAAAUAUAUUAAAUUUAUAUCUACUUGAGGUAAACCUGGAUAGAUUUUUUUUUUCUCGGAUUUUUUUUCCCCUUGAGAAAUUUGAAGCCGCGAUGUCAGGUUUUGUUUUUAAUUUUUUUUUUUUGGUACCGGGGAUCCAACUCGGGGCCUUGCACUUGCAAAGUAGGCAGCGGAACCACUGAGCUAAAUCCCUGGCUUUAAUUUUUAAAAUACUAAAUUUUCAAACUUUUCUUUGGCCAAAUUGUGUGCGUACAUAUACAGAGCAAUCAAACUAUUUCAAGCCAUACAAACCACAGGGGUGGAAAUCCUUUUCACAAAUUUUAAUGUGUUUGUAUGUAAAUAGAUGUUUGUAUGAAAUAUUUUCAUGGUAGAAUGAAUAUAUUUAAAUGAAGUUGAAUUACUCCAGUGCUAUUUAAACACAUCACAAAAAUUUUUGGUGAGAAUUCUCUGAGUCUAUUGAGAUACAAUGCAGAUCAAUUCUGAUUUUUAAAAAUCAAAGCCUACAAGUCCCUCUGACUGGUGGCAAUCCCGGUGGAGAGAGCGUAGGCUUCCCCAGUGCCUCAGCCGCUUCCCGGUAGUCAGCUCGGUGCUAACGGAGGCGCGCGCUCGCCUUUCUGGAUCUCCCCAAGGCCCGGGGCCUGGGAGUGGAUCCGAGGCGUGCGAGACCCGGUGCAGUUAUCCGGAGCACAAUUUCUUUGCAGGGCAGCAGAAUCAGAAGCCAGACUUGGCCGUGACCCUUGGAGCUGGGUCCCCGGCCACCAUCACCUGCCACCCUCCUGCCCAGCCAUGCGGCAGGGAGGCUGCCCUCGGUGGAGUGGGGGUCCAGACCUGGGGGGGACUUAACGGUCUUGCCAGCCACCUCUGCCCACCACCCUCUGCCUCCAGAGAGGGGGAAGGAGGAGCAGCUGCUUGCUGUCCAGGGCCCGCCCUCAGCACACUUCCUGUCUCUGCUCUGGAUGACCACGCACCUAGGCACCUGACUUCCAACCAGAGAGAGAGAGACGUCCUCGGGUCCCAGAGCCCCGCUGCCUCUGCCAGUGACUGGACACACAGCCUGAAGUCAUUUGAACACCAUCGCGUCCCUACGACAUACCUCCCAACUCUCCUGACUUGUGUUCUUGGGAAAAAAAAAAAGUUCCUUUCUAAUGAUAUUUGACUUGAGCAAGUUGUUUUGUUUUGUUUUUUUCACUUUGGUCCUGGAUAUAAUGAAAUGGUGAAUAUGAUGACAGAUUUUCACUGUGUAUUCUAGCAAUAUGAACACACACGCCAGUGUAUCCUAAGCAACCUAGGCGGUUACAUUUUGGGUAACACUAGAAUUAAUCUUGAUUUGCGUAUGGAGAAACUACAGGAACCACGGAAUGGCUGCUUAUCACACAAGAAAGUUACGUCCAUGAUUCGAAGCUCCCUACCACAAGUUCUUCCUCCUGGGUUUUCUGUGUUCUUUUUAUCCUGCAAUGCAUUUACUGGGUUGAGAGGUUACGUUUCAGGAGUGGAAGCCAGGGUUCCGCUUUCGGCAUUCAUUAGAACCAAAAGUGAACCCUGACAGAGUCAACAAGCAUCCUUGGUCUUUUGUGGAAUUUGAGCUAAAUCUAUGAGCCUUAUUCAAUAUCUAUAAGUCUAUGAUUUUUUUAAUUAUGGGAAAUUAAUGGAAGACGUUUACAUGAGUGAUGUUUGCCCUUACUGUGUUAUGAAUGAAUUUUUUGUAGUGUGUCUGGGUGCAUGUGCAAGAGAGUAGGAAAAAUGUUUCUGAAACAAAACUUGACAAAUAUUUGUAAUGAAAAGUAAAUUUAAAGAUUGCUAUAAUUGCGCUCUAGAAACAAUGCGAGUAUUAAACAAAAUACACAAUCA